GUGUAGUCAAGUAUUAGUUUCCUUGGUAGCUAGCUUGUGAGAUUUGCAGUAUGGAAAUGGCAUCCGGUGCGAGGAAGACGGUGAUGUUCAUGGCGACUGUCCUACUCGGGAUGGCCUUCGUCCUCCAGUCCGGCGCCAUGGCCAGAAAUGGCGGCGGCGUGUUGAGUGACGGCGGCGACUCGGGUGGCGGUGAGGCAGGAGCUGCAGUGAUGAUAAGGAGGGGCAGGUCGCUGCAGGAGUCGCCGCCGGCGUUGUCGACGACGACGAGGCAGAGCGGGCUGUUCAGCCUCGACAGCUACGGCGCCCGCGGCGACGGCGAGGGCGACGACACGCAGGCGCUGGCGAAGGCGUGGAGCGCCGCCUGCGCCUCGCCGCGGCCGGCCGUCGUGCUCGUCCCGGCGGGCAGGCGCUACCUGCUCCAGCAGGUCACCCUCUCCGGCCCCUGCAAAUCCAGCAUCACGCUCAUGGUGAAGGGAACGCUGGUGGCGUCGCCGGACAUGUCGAAGUGGAGCGACAGUAACAGGAGGUACUGGAUCGUCGUCCGCGGCGUCGACGGCCUCGCCGUCGGCGGCGGCGGCACCAUCGACGGCAACGGCGAGGUGUGGUGGAAGAACUCCUGCAAAAUCAACAGCGCCCUCCCAUGCAAAGGAGCUCCAACGGCGCUGAGUUUCCACACGUGCAAUAACUUGAGGGUGGAUGGUCUGAAGAUGGUGAACAGCCAGCAGAUCCACAUGUCAGUCGAGGAUUGCACAGGUGUGCAGCUGGCCCACCUGUCAAUCAACGCGCCCGGCACAAGCCCCAACACAGAUGGCAUCCACGUCACUCGCAGCAAGAGCGUCCAAGUCAGCGACUGCACCAUCAAGACAGGUGAUGACUGCAUGUCGAUCGAGGAUGGGACCCACGAUUUACAUGCCACGAGACUGGUGUGUGGGCCCGGGCAUGGGAUUAGCAUUGGGAGCCUAGGAGAUGGCAACUCCAGAGCUGAGGUGUCUGGUAUCUUCAUAGACACAGUGCAGCUCUAUGGCACCACCAAUGGAGCUCGGAUCAAGACAUGGCAGGGAGGGAGUGGAUACGCCAAGGAUAUCAUAUUCCAGAACAUGAUCAUGAACAAUGUCAAGAACCCAAUAAUCAUUGACCAAAACUACUGUGACUCAGCUAAGCCAUGCAAGGCACAGGGGUCAGCAGUGGAGGUCAGCAACGUGGUCUUCAAGAACAUCAAAGGGACAACAACUUCCCAGAUUGCAAUCAAUCUGAACUGCAGCAAGAGUUCCCCAUGCUAUGACAUUGCCCUGCAGGACAUUUACCUGAAAAUUGUGGGUGACAGCAGUAGCACAGGAAGUACAUGCCAGAAUGCAAAAUGGAGGAAAUCUGGAAUAGUUAUUCCACAGCCAUGCACAGGCACAAACUAGGGGGAACUGGACAUGACAAAAUUCAUCAAACUGUAUAAAGUGUGUAUAAAAAAAAAUCAAAAGAGACUAGUCACACUCAUGCAUACACUCAUUGGGGUUUGUAUCCUGAACCUGCAAUGCAGUGUGCCUACAAGGCUAUAGAGUGUGUAUUUGUUAAAUUUAUUCAAGCCAGAUACCUGUAAAUUCUUUUAUACAGAGCAACAGCACAAAGCAGCAAAUACUUCAGGCUUAAUGUUAGUGGGAAUUAUUAAUUGGGCUAAGGCCCAUAUGUAGAAUAAUUUCUACGAAAAUAACAAAAUCCCACCUCAUGGAAGCAUGCAUGAGAAC
This is a messenger RNA of Oryza brachyantha (malo sina), 1736 nucleotides long. Its product is annotated as polygalacturonase-like. The record is from RefSeq and is a predicted model, not a curated record. Gene Ontology annotation, biological process: pectin catabolic process; fruit dehiscence; anther dehiscence. Lineage: Eukaryota; Viridiplantae; Streptophyta; Magnoliopsida; Poales; Poaceae. The coding region runs from base 51 to 1409 and encodes 452 amino acids. Gene Ontology annotation, molecular function: polygalacturonase activity. The transcript is spliced from 7 exons.